This is a messenger RNA of Capsella rubella, 685 nucleotides long. RefSeq lists its product as uncharacterized. The record is from RefSeq and is a predicted model, not a curated record. Lineage: Eukaryota; Viridiplantae; Streptophyta; Magnoliopsida; Brassicales; Brassicaceae. Bases 182 to 541 code for a protein of 119 amino acids. The transcript has a single exon.
CAACAAACACUAAAGAAUUAUAUAAAAGUCAACAGAUCUACUCUUUCCUUUUCAUAUCACAAAGCAAACUUGGCCUACUACUUAAGCUAACACCAUCAGGAGAAAGAUUCAAGAACACACCUAAUAUCACAAGAAAAAAAGAAGACCACUUUUGUUUUUUCAACACCACCACACAAAGACCAUGUUUAGAGCCAUGAGCACUAGGAAAAUCCAUGGUGGCUACGAAAAGCUAGGCGACGAAGAAGCGAUAUUGAAAAGGGUCUCGAGCGUUCCGGCUAGUGCUUAUGGUCAAUCAAGAAAUCCGGUUCAAGAAGUGAAGAAGACACCGACGACGGUGAAACCAACCGGUGGUGGUUCUGCUCAUCCUUUGUUUAGUUUCUUUGACGUUCAUUUCCAAAGGAAGCAUAAGAAGAAGAGUACGACGAAGACGAAGAAGAGUUUGGCUACUUCGAAACCCGAGUUUGCGAGGUAUAUGGAGUAUGUGAAAGAAGGAGGUGUGUGGGAUCCAAGUUCUAACGCACCUGUGAUUCAUUACAGAUAAGAUUCGUCAUGGAAAAAAAAAUGAAUAAAAAGAUUUGUAUAUCGUUUUUCUUUUUAUAACAUAUAAUCUCUUCAGAAAAUUGAAUAUGUCUAUCAGUCUAUGUGAUUCGAUUUGAAAGAUGGAAUAAGCAAUAUAAAUUUGUCA